AUGUCUCAAGCUUUGGAUGCAUUAGAAUCAAUAUUAUCUGAUUAUCUUUCACCAGAAUUAGAAGUCAAUGGUCCUGCAAGAACACAACUUGAGCAAUUAUUAGAUAAUGAUAGAGAAAAUUUCAUAAUUGCCCUUAUCUUGAUAUUCAAGCAGACAUCUGAUCUUAGAGUAUUAUUUGCAGCAUCUACAUUCCUGUCUCGAGCUGUUUCAUAUACAAACGAGUUAGCAAAUCUAAUUAUGCAAAUCUGCAGUCCACAAAAUCCAAAUGGAAUAUACAAUAACUUAUUAGAAUUGCUAUUUCAAUAUAUUCAAAACGAACAAGACAUAUUACGAAACAAUGCUGCAAAAAUUUUCGCAAAUUUGUUUGCCUAUACGUAUAAGGUAGAUGACACGAUCAUCAAUUUUCUCCGUGAAUCAGUACUGAACAAUAAUUCCAAAGAAAUGCAGCUAGGAUGCUUAGAAGCUUUUUAUAACAUUUUACUUUUGCCGGACAUCAAUAGAAUCUCAAGGGUGCAAAUAUUUAGAGAUACCACGGCCUACUUCUACGAUAUUUCUAUCCAAAUUCUCAAUACUCCUUUUGAAGAAGAAAAUUUUCAAACAAUUAAAGAGAUAAAACUAUCCGCAAUCCAAUUAUUAUCAGGUGUUUUCAAAUAUAUACCAACAUUCAUUACAGAAAAACACGCUUACGAUCUUCUAAACGCUUUACCAGUUUCAUUUGUUUUUCCUGACUUGGAAGUUUUCAGAGGACUUAAUUCUUUGAUGCUCAAAAUGAUCAAGGGUGUCUAUGCGAAUGCAGGCGUGUUCUUUGAUGUCAUUUUAGACUAUACUUACAAAUCUUUAUCAAUGGAUGACGCAGAUUACGUUAUUGAAGCUAUUACUUUCAUCCAAGAUUUAGCGACAUACGAAAGAGAGUAUUUAGAACAGUCAAAACUCUAUAAUAAGAUGGCUUUGCCGAAAUCUUAUUCACGUCCUCAGUAUUUGAUUGAAAACAACUUAUUGGGACUUGUUGAACCACUUGUAACUAUUAUGAAGAGCUAUCCUUCUGAUCAAACAAAUUGUGAAGAUAUUUCUGAGAAAACCGUUCAAAAUUCAGCGGCUUAUGCCUUAGUAAAGCUAUUUCCAGCAGCUCCGAGAAAAGCAUUUGAUCUUUACAGGGAAAUAAUUCAAGAUUUUAUCAGAUCUUCAGAAUGGCAAGAAAGACAUGGAGCAUUGAUGCUUUUAAUAGCUAUAAUGGAUGAGCCAAUGCUUUGUGUCAAUGGAGAAAGUGAUUCUGAACAAGAAGGAAAAAGAUUUUUCAAAGAAUGCGUUUCUUAUGCAAUUUCGUUCAAAGAUGACAUGUUCUCGCUAGCCGAAGCAUAUGAUGUACCUAUAUUACGCGAUACUGCUAUCUUUUGUUUGGAAGUUUUGUUUUUGAGAAUCAAAAAACUUGGAAUUAAACCAACAAACGAACAAUUAGUAGAAAUCGCAGAAAAUGUAAUAAAUAUAGCACGAAUUGACUUUUCAACUCCAGAUUGGACAUUAAUUCAUCUUUCGUCACUUUUUUCAUCGUAUCUGAAUUUAUAUGAUUUACAGCAAUACCAAAGCCCUAUGGAUGAGACGAUGUACAACAAAAUCAAGGAGAUUAUAGAUACAGUCAAAUCAUGCCCUCAAUGCCGCGAAAAACCUCAAAUUUUCAUUGAAGCUUCAAAAGCUCUCGGAAAUUUGAUAUUAGCUUUGCCAUUUAAGAUCAUUACUGACCAAUUAGCAAAUAUCAUCGGUGAUAUUGUUGCUACAAUUCAAAAUUUACAGUCAAUUGAAUCUUAUUUAAAUGUUGACAAGUCUACAGCAUACGCAGGUCUCUGUAUUACCCUAGAGAGUGCAAUGAACUCAGGAGUUUACUUUGAUGCAAGUCCUUUUGCCGAUAAUUUGAUCAAUCCUCUUUACGAACUAUCAAAUGACCCAUCUACACCAUUCUUUGAUGAAGCUAUCAAUGCAAUGGGCUUCAUUAUGGUAAGAGUUCAUGAUAGAUUUGCUGAAUUACACAAUGAACAGCUUGUUGAACGAGUUCUUGCAGGAUUACAGUCAGGAAACAACGAAAGUAUCAUUGCUUCUUGCAAAUUCAUCAAGCAUAUCUACAAUAAAUGGGGACUUAAGAAAUCAUUUUGGGAUAAUUUGAGCAAUAACCAGGAUUCAGAACAAGAGUCAAUAGAAGCUGAAUUCGAAUCAUUAUAUAAUAACUACGCAUCCGUUUACGCCAAUAAUAUCCUGAAUUGCCUUACAAAUUGUUAUUCCACCGACCAAAAGAUGCAUUACGUCAAUGCACUCACGUAUGCCAUGUGUAUGAGUACUGUUGAUGAGCCACAAGACUACGAAGCCAAUGUUUCUAAGCUUUUUGAUUUGAUUUCAGAAUUAAUCGUUGAUUUCGGAUCAUCAGGCUAUGAGAAGCUUUACCAUGAUCAGCUAAACUCACAACUUCAGUGCAUUACUGAGAGUCUUUCGAAUAUUUUCACGAAAUACGGAAAAUCAGUCAUUGCUGCUCACGAUGACUUCGAAGUAAAGAUGCACAUGAUUGUAUUGAAGCUUACAAAGAAGAUAUGCUACAAGCCAUCGUAUUUAACCCUAAAAAAGUGCAAUGAUAUGAUUAAUGUUUAUGCGGAUUCAACAACAAGGAAACACUGCUUGAAAGCAAAUAAUAAGAAUAUUACUCACAUUGUUGAUUUAAUUAGAUCAAAAAUCGGACUAACAGAAGCAGGAACUCAAUUGAAAACCAAACUUCAGAAUUUGUAA
Trichomonas vaginalis G3 is the source of this 2766-nucleotide messenger RNA. Its product is annotated as armadillo (ARM) repeat-containing protein family. The record is from RefSeq and is a predicted model, not a curated record. The coding region runs from base 1 to 2766 and encodes 921 amino acids. Lineage: Eukaryota; Parabasalia; Trichomonadida; Trichomonadidae. The transcript has a single exon.